GGCCAUAUUUGCCGGUGCUGCUCUGCUGUAAACAAAAAGUGUCUGAGGGAGACAGAGACGCUUCAUUGGAUUUUAGGACGAUUUUUAUUUCUUUAAUUUAUAAUGUCUUUAGGAAUGUCUUACAAGCCCAACCUCCAUCAGCAUGUUCUCGGAACUUCCGUGAACCAAGUUGCUGUUGUUCACUCUACUUCAACAAGCAUAUCAACACUGCAAUCUUACAGGCCAGUAGUGAAUGACUAUGGACCACCAUCUUUCAGCUUUUCACAGAGUUCAAGCGGAAGUCAAGUGCCUCAGAGUAAAUAUGCAGAACUGCUAUCCAUUAUUGAAGAGCUUGGGAAGGAGAUAAGACCAACUUAUGCUGGGAGCAAAAGUGCCAUGGAGAGACUAAAGCGAGGUAUCAUUCAUGCCAGGGGGCUUGUACGUGAAUGCUUGGCAGAAACAGAGAGAAAUGCAAGAUCCUAACAGGCAAAGUGCAAUGUUAUUGAAUUGGACCAACUCUCCAGACUGAAGAUCUACAAGAUGAAGCUCUUAGUCAAUACUUUUAUUGGACCAAUAAAAAUGAAACUUUUACUUUAUUUUUUAACUGCGAUGGCACAUUGGGCUUUGACCAAAAAAGUGACCUAUGAGCUGUACUUGACAUGAAUUUCCUGGUUUUAUUUGUGCUCCCCUUGGAAAUGCCCAAUUUCAAUAUUGUAUGAAUAAAAACAAAAAUGAAAACAAACAAAAUGCAUGUUAUGUAGCAAUGCCCCUAUCAUUUAAUGAAACGUGCAUGGAUUUUAUAAUGUGAGUGGAGGGCAUUUUGACAAUGGAUGAGUUCUACCUGUAGCUAAUAUACUUAGUAGCUACUAACUAUUACUAUAGUAAAUAUAACAUAUACUAUAAUAGUUACAGUAUCUUUUUACUACAGUGGCUAUAGCAUCUUUUAAACAUAUUUAAGCACGAGUAACAGCAAAAGGGAUAGGUGCUUUUAGCAUGUGUUUACAUACACUAGCGUUGCUUUAAAUUGUAUUUGUUUGCACAAAAACAGUCCGUGGGAAGCCAGAAGUUAUCCAUUUCAUCUUACUGUGCCGGUGGGCAGGACUGUUGGUAAUUAUGGCUGGGGUAUUUUGAGACCCCCAAAUGACCAACAGUCCUGUCCACCGGCACAAGAAGUCUGGCUUCCCACGGACAAUUGUUGUACAACCCAAUACAAUAGCGUUGCUUUCAAGUGUAUGUACAAAAGGAAUAGUUCCAACCACACUUAAACACACCACAUUAUGGAUAAACUAUUGUACUAAAGUCAUUGUUUGCAUCUUUGUAUUUAUUGCCCAGUGUAAUACAACUUAUUUCCAUUAAAAUGAUUGAAAAUA
Oncorhynchus keta (chum salmon) is the source of this 1349-nucleotide messenger RNA. RefSeq names its product cyclin-dependent kinase 2-associated protein 1-like. Lineage: Eukaryota; Metazoa; Chordata; Actinopteri; Salmoniformes; Salmonidae. Gene Ontology annotation, cellular component: cytoplasm; nucleus. The record is from RefSeq and is a predicted model, not a curated record. The coding region runs from base 103 to 462 and encodes 119 amino acids. The transcript has 4 exons.